Messenger RNA from Gallus gallus (chicken), 2456 nucleotides. It is a transcript of the gene PFN2, whose product is annotated as profilin 2. NCBI's taxonomy places the organism in Eukaryota, Metazoa, Chordata, Aves, Galliformes, Phasianidae. Gene Ontology annotation, biological process: regulation of actin filament polymerization; actin cytoskeleton organization; positive regulation of actin filament bundle assembly. The transcript is spliced from 3 exons. The record is from RefSeq and is a predicted model, not a curated record. Bases 132 to 485 code for a protein of 117 amino acids. Gene Ontology annotation, cellular component: cytoplasm. Gene Ontology annotation, molecular function: actin binding.
GGGGCCGCGCGGUGCCCGCAGAAGGGCGCGGGGGCGCCGGGCGGCUGAGUCGGGCCGGGCCGCAGUGACUCAUUGAGGCGCCGCAGCGCGUCACGUGCCUCGUUAAUUUCGGUCGUACCGUGCGUGCGUUAAUGAGAGCCGGUGUCCUGGCGGUACGCGGAUUGCCGUGGAGCGGCAAUGUGCUGCUUCGAGAGCCAGUAGAAAUAGAUAUGAUUGUAGGGAAGGAUCGGGAGGGUUUCUUCACCAAUGGCCUGACCCUCGGUGCAAAGAAGUGCUCUGUGAUCAGAGACAGCCUCUACGUGGAUGGGGACUGCACAAUGGACAUCCGGACGAAGAGCCAAGGCGGGGAGCCGACGUACAAUGUGGCCGUAGGCAGAGCUGGGCGAGUCUUGGUCUUUGUAAUGGGCAAAGAAGGGGUCCAUGGAGGCGGAUUGAAUAAGAAGGCAUACUCAAUGGCAAAAUACUUGAGAGACUCUGGGUUCUAGUUGCUAGGCAGACUGUUAAGUAUUAGGGGAAGAUUGCUAUUAAACUUUCCUGGCGGUGAGCUUUAAACCUUACAUUCUGGAAACUUUAUUAGCAAUGCAGGGUGAUGGGGUAUGAACCUGUGUCUCCUUUGUAUCCCUUUGUUGGUGGGGAAAGGUGUUAUUAUUUUUUUUUUCUUUAAUUCUGUUCAUUUCUGUUUUGUUUCCUUGUGUACUCCAGCAUUGGUUAUAGUCAUGGGAAAGGAAGGUGUCCAUGGAGGGACACUCAACAAGAAAGCAUAUGAACUGGCUUUAUACCUGAGGAGGUCUGACGUCUAAGCAGCCUCUCCCCAUCCACCUAGCAACUGUCUUCAUCACCACCCAAUUGUGCUCAGUGCUACCAGACUGUAGAUGGUAGUUUGUGUUUUUUAUUUACCCAUUUUCUAAUGUCGUAAUUCCAGUUACCCUUUGUUCAUUUGUAUGUUAACCACUGUGUGUAACCGAGUCCCAUAUCUGGCACCACUGCUGCACCACAAAGAUGAUAUGCAUGAUACCUUGAAAAACUCUUGGGAGCGGAAUACGCCAAGCAUAGGCUUUGCUUUGUCUUAGCAAUUAGUGUGUACUGAGAACUAAAACAACUCCGUAAAUACUAAACAAGGUGCCGAUUGUACAAUCUAAUUUGAUCAAUGCCUCUUCAGCACUUUGAGCAAUUACACAGCUCACAGGUCUUCCUUUCACAGAGCAUGUUUGGGAGGAAAAAGUGCAUGCAUAUCUUCUGUUUUUCUCGUGGUGAUUUUUUGUUGUGUUUUUUAAUCCACGUUUGCUUACACCUAUUUUAUAGUGCCUGGUUUGUUUAACCAAUUUGCCACUCAGAAGCUAUUAAUGUUAAAUUAGUUUUGUUGUUGCACUUUGCUAUAGGCUUGUCUUUGAUUUUUUUUUUUUUUUUUCAUGUCUGAAGCUUGUACUGCUCGUUAAGUGCAAUCACAAAACUAUCAAAGGGUACAGAUGCACUUCCUCCCAUGACCUUACAGCCACCAUCCCGAGUGACUCCCCGGGGACAUUCCAUCAUUGCAAUAGCUCAGGCACUUUUUUUUUUUUUUUUUUUUUGCCAGCUCCCGUUCUGUAGUUGAACUAUAAAAGGCUGCCAUUAUGGACAUCAGAUAUCCCAACAUAACCAUCUGGAGUGUGUCUGGUUUCAGUUUUUCAUAGGACCAAUUUUAAGUUGCAGCUUGGGGUUGUGGGUUGGUGGUUCUGUUUUUAUACAAAACUGCAAUGUCAUGGUGGAGAACUGCCGCCUUCAGCUCUUGUGGCAGCGCUGACCAACUCCGGUCUUUCUGCCAGAUCACUUGCUGGGUACAGAGUCUCGCUGCUCCAAAGCUGCUGUGUGGAUGAAGGCUGGUAGUUUGAAAGCUAACCUGUCAAAAUGAUGCCAUUUCAAAUUUAAAGCCCUCAUUUGGCCUGUCACACCCUUGCUGCAGAAAUCAUGGAGUGAACUGCCUUGUGCGCCCAUCAUCUGACAUGUGUGUAACCAAACGAUCCCUUCAGGCACAGUACUAACUUGUAUGUCCAUUUAAAAAGAACUGCAGAACUCUGUAUACAAAAGAAUAAAUGGGAGAAGGUAUUGGUUGGAAUAACUGACUUGGCUGUCUUGUGAUGAAUUUUUUUUAAUAUGUAUUCUGUGCCAUACUUAUUGUUUAAAAAAAAAACUGAACUGUUGCUAUUGUGAGAUGGAUUUUAACUGAGUACGAGGGUUUCUUUUGAAUGGCACUACUUUAGGGACAUCCUAGUAUUCGCUUCUGUUGUUGGGCCUUGUGGAUAAUGUACAGAUUUAAACGAAUUCUUGUUGCUGAUUUGUCCAUUUCUUUCCCUGCACUUUGUUACAUCUGGGAUACAGUCUAACUCAUCUGAUUUAAUAUGCAUUUCAAAAAAUGCCAUAACUAUUAAAAACACCUUGUUUACAGACAGAUGAAAUAAAUUUAUUCCAACCAAACAAAA